Cricetulus griseus (Chinese hamster) is the source of this 3993-nucleotide messenger RNA. The record is from RefSeq and is a predicted model, not a curated record. NCBI's taxonomy places the organism in Eukaryota, Metazoa, Chordata, Mammalia, Rodentia, Cricetidae.
AGCAAAGCCCCGGGGGCCCCGCUGGACUGUGCGGAGACUGCUUGUGGUUCCCCGUCUCCUCGAGGGGAUGGUAACCGGGCUUCCCAUUCCGAGGCGGAGCUGCCUGCGUGCCCUGAGGAUGGUAUCCUGCCUGCCACCCCUCAUCUGAACCAGCUGCUCGCCCUCGGGGUCCUCCCUGCUAGUGCUAGCUCCGCGUUCGCGGCUCCUGGACAGCCCCGGGAAUCUGCCAGGUGGAUGUUGUGCGUAGCCGGAGCCAAGUUGAAGAGAGAACUUGAUGCCACCGUUAUUGUAUUGGCAAACAGGCAAGAUGAGAGUGAACAGUCCAGAAAACGGCUCAUUGAGCAGAGCCGAGAGUUCAAGAAGAACACUCCAGAGGAUUUGCGCAAGCAGGUAGCACCACUGCUCAAGAGCUUCCAAGGGGAGAUUGAUGCACUGAGCAAAAGAAGCAAAGAGGCAGAGGCAGCCUUCUUGACUGUGUACAAGAGACUAAUUGAUGUUCCAGAUCCUGUACCAGCCCUGGACCUCGGGCAACAGCUGGAAAUAAAAGUGCAGCGCCUACACGACAUUGAAACAGAGAACCAGAAACUUAGGGAAACGCUAGAAGAAUACAACAAGGAGUUUGCUGAAGUGAAAAAUCAAGAGGUUACGAUAAAAGCACUUAAGGAGAAAAUACGAGAAUACGAGCAGACUCUGAAGAGCCAGGCUGAGACGAUUGCUCUGGAAAAGGAACAGAAGUUGCAAAAUGAUUUUGCAGAGAAGGAGAGAAAGCUGCAAGAGACCCAGAUGUCCACCACCUCAAAGCUGGAAGAAGCUGAGCACAAACUCCAGACGCUGCAAACAGCCCUGGAAAAAACACGAACAGAAUUAUUUGACCUAAAAACUAAAUAUGAUGAAGAAACUACUGCAAAGGCUGAUGAGAUCGAGAUGAUCAUGACUGAUCUUGAACGAGCCAACCAGGAGCAGGCCAUAGAGGUGCUGACCCGAUCCAGCCUGGAAGUAGAGUUGGCUGCCAAAGAGCGAGAGAUUGCCCAGCUGGUAGAAGAUGUGCAGCGACUCCAGGCCAGUCUCACCAAACUUCCUUUGAAUUACGCCAGCCAGAUCUCACAGCUGGAGCAGCAGCUGAGCGCCAAGAAUAGCACACUCAAACAACUGGAAGAAAAACUCAAAGGCCAGGCUGACUAUGAAGAGGUGAAGAAAGAGCUGAACACCGUGAAGUCCAUGGAAUUUGCACCAUCAGAAGGAGCAGGAACACAGGACUCUACGAAGCCACUGGAGGUUUUACUCCUGGAGAAGAACCGCUCACUGCAGUCUGAGAAUGCCGCGCUGCGCAUCUCCAACAGUGACCUGAGCGGGUCAGCCAGGAGAAAAGGGAGAGACCAGCCUGAGAGUCGGCGCCCGGGACCCUUGCCGGCCUCCCCUCCUCCUCAGUUGGCCCGCAACACGGGGGAACAGGUUUCCAAUACUAACGGUACACACCACUUCUCACCAGCGGGGUUAAGUCAAGACUUUUUCAGCUCAAACAUGGCCAGCCCCAGCCUGCCCCUGGCUUCCACGGGAAAGUUUGCACUAAACUCUCUUCUCCAGCGACAGCUAAUGCAGUCCUUCUACUCCAAGGCCGUGCAGGAAGCGGGAAGCACAGGCACGAUCUUUUCAACAGGUCCUUACAGCACAAACUCCAUACCUUCCCCAAGCCCAUUACAACAGAGCCCAGACGUAAACGGCAUGGCCCCAUCUCCCAGCCAAUCAGAAAGUGCUGGGAGCGUCUCAGAGGGUGAGGAAAUUGAUACGGCAGAAAUCGCCCGGCAGGUCAAAGAACAGCUGAUCAAGCACAACAUUGGGCAGCGCAUUUUUGGACAUUAUGUCUUGGGACUAUCUCAAGGGUCUGUGAGUGAGAUUCUGGCCCGGCCGAAGCCCUGGAAUAAGCUGACUGUCCGUGGCAAGGAGCCAUUCCACAAAAUGAAGCAGUUUUUGUCUGAUGAGCAGAACAUCUUGGCACUUCGUAGCAUCCAAGGCAGACAGAGAGAGAAUCCAGGCCAGAGCCUGAACAGACUCUUUCAGGAAGUACCGAAACGAAGAAAUGGGUCUGAAGGUAACAUCACUACAGGGAUCCGAGCCUCUGAAACUGGUUCUGAUGAAGCAAUCAAGUCCAUCCUAGAGCAAGCCAAGAGGGAGCUCCAAGUGCAGAAAACUGCUGAGCCAGUCCAGCCAUCUUCUGCAUCCAGCACUGGGAACUCUGAUGAUGCCAUCCGCUCCAUCCUACAGCAGGCCCGCCGGGAAAUGGAGGCCCAGCAGGCCGCCCUUGACCCUGCCUUAAAGCCAGCACCAUUGUCCCAGCCUGACCUCACCAUCCUCACCCCCAAGCUCCUGUCCGCCUCACCCAUGUCUACUGUAUCCACUUACUCCCCUCUUGCCAUCCCCCUGAAGAAACCCCCCGCAGCACCUGAGGCCAGUACUUCAGCCUUGCCCAGUGCCCCAGCCCUCAAAAAAGAGGCUCAGGAUGCACCGGGGCUGGACCCACCAGCAUCAACUGAUGCUGCCCAUGGGGUACUGAGGCAGGUGAAGAGUGAGCUGGUCCGUGGCAGCACCUGGAAGGAUCCCUGGUGGAGCCCUAUACAGCCCGAAAGAAGAAAUCUCACCUCUUCUGAAGAGACCAAGGCUGACGAGGCCUCAGCAAGUGGGAAAGAAAAGGCAAGCAGCAGCCAACCUCGGGCUGAGCGCAGCCAGCCUCCGGGGCCGGCUCCAUCAGCAGAGUACUGGAAGGAGUGGCCCAAUGCUGAGUCGCCAUAUUCCCAGAGCUCAGAGCUGAGCCUCACUGGAGCCAGCCGCAGCGAGACACCCCAGAAUAGCCCUCUGCCCUCCUCCCCAAUCGUGCCCAUGGCAAAGCCAACAAAGCCCACAGUGCCCCCGCUGACUCCUGAGCAGUACGAGGUCUACAUGUAUCAGGAAGUGGACACCAUUGAGCUCACCCGGCAGGUCAAAGAGAAGCUGGCCAAGAAUGGCAUUUGCCAGAGGAUCUUUGGGGAGAAGGUGCUGGGCCUGUCCCAGGGCAGCGUCAGUGACAUGCUCUCAAGGCCAAAGCCAUGGAGCAAACUGACCCAGAAAGGCCGAGAACCCUUCAUCCGGAUGCAGCUCUGGCUGAAUGGAGAGCUAGGCCAGGGUGUUCUGCCUGUACAAGGGCAGCAACAAGGGCCAGUCCUCCACUCGGUGACAUCUCUGCAGGAUCCCCUACAGCAGGGCUGUGUAAGCUCAGAAAGCACUCCAAAGACCUCUGCUAGCUGCAGCCCUGCCCCUGAGUCCCCAAUGAGUUCCAGUGAAUCUGUGAAGAGUCUUACCGAGCUGGUCCAGCAGCCCUGUCCUGCCAUUGAGACCAGUAAAGAAGGCAAACCACCAGAAACCAGCGACCCACCUGCCUCAGACUCCCAACCCACAACACCGCUGCCUCUCUCUGGACACUCAGCCCUCAGCAUCCAAGAAUUAGUAGCCAUGUCUCCCGAGCUGGACACCUACGGCAUAACCAAGAGGGUCAAAGAGGUGCUGACGGACAACAACCUCGGUCAGCGCUUAUUUGGAGAGACCAUCCUGGGGCUCACCCAGGGCUCUGUCUCCGACCUCCUGGCCCGCCCAAAGCCCUGGCAUAAGCUCAGUCUGAAAGGACGAGAACCCUUUGUCCGCAUGCAGCUUUGGCUGAAUGACCCCAACAAUGUGGAGAAGCUGAUGGACAUGAAGCGGAUGGAGAAGAAAGCCUACAUGAAGCGGCGACACAGCUCUGUCAGUGACAGUCAGCCCUGUGAGCCCCCCUCUGUGGGCAUUGACUAUAGCCAAGGCGCCAGCCCCCAGCCACAACACCAGCUGAAGAAACCUCGAGUGGUGCUGGCUCCAGCAAAGCCAUACCCGUCACCAAAAACGAUCGAGGAGCUUGCCACACAACUCAACCUGAAGACCAGCACCGUCAUCAACUGGUUCCAUAAUUACAGGUAAAGCCCUGUCAAGAGC